This is a messenger RNA of Diachasmimorpha longicaudata, 987 nucleotides long. RefSeq names its product RNA-binding protein pno1. Gene Ontology annotation, molecular function: RNA binding. The transcript has 3 exons. Gene Ontology annotation, cellular component: nucleolus. The coding region runs from base 123 to 839 and encodes 238 amino acids. Lineage: Eukaryota; Metazoa; Arthropoda; Insecta; Hymenoptera; Braconidae. The record is from RefSeq and is a predicted model, not a curated record.
CGCAACCCCCUCCCUCACCCAUCGUUCUCAGACCGUAAGGAGCACAUUGGCACGUUCGAGUGGCAAAAUACAGUGUCUAAUAAGUGAUUGAUUAAUUCAUUGAGUGGAAAAUUGAGGAGAAAAUGAAUACAAAUGCAGAAAACACCUCGGCAACAGGGAGUGAAGAAAAAUUAAACCCGAAAUCUUCCAAACGACGACACAUUAGUGAAAGUCAUAUGGAGGUAGACGCUGUAAAUGGAAUUGAGGGUAAAGUGAAGAGAAAACAUGCUUUUAAACGUUCGAAGAACGUUGAAGGAGGAGAGCACAGAAAGAUAGCCGUUCCAGCUCACCGAUAUACUCCUCUAAAAGAAAACUGGACCAAAAUCUUCACACCGGUCGUUGAACAUCUCCAGUUGCAGAUACGUUUCAAUCUGAAAACUAGAAACGUAGAGCUUCGCACAGCCCCGGAGACCCCAGACAUAUCAAAUUUACAGAAAGGAGCUGAUUUCGUCAAAGCUUUUGUCAUAGGCUUCGAAGUCGAGGAUGCAAUGGCCCUUCUACGUUUGGACGAUUUAUUUGUAGAAACGUUCCAAGUGCAGGACGUAAAACCAUUGAAGGGAGAUCACUUGUCAAGAGCAAUAGGACGAUUAGCUGGUAAAGGGGGAAGGACAAAAUUUACAAUUGAAAAUGUCACGAAAACACGUAUUGUAUUGGCAGACACGAAAAUUCAUAUACUAGGAUCAUUUCAGAAUAUUCAAUUGGCAAGAAGAGCCAUUUGUAAUUUGAUUCUAGGAAGCCCUCCCUCAAAAGUCUAUGGACAACUGAGAAAUGUGGCCUCACGUGUUACGGAAAAAUUCUAAUGUACGUUCUUGUUAAGAUUAAAAUUAGUAAUAAUAAACAUAAGCAAAAAAAUUGCCUGAAAGAUUGUUUUUCAUGUAAUUAUCUCUAUUACGUGUCAUUCAUUACUUAUUUCAAUUUAAUAAGUCGUUAAUAAAUCGUUUAAACAAA